Molecule: messenger RNA, 2745 nt
Organism: Eimeria mitis
Lineage: Eukaryota; Apicomplexa; Conoidasida; Eucoccidiorida; Eimeriidae
Source: RefSeq, a predicted model, not a curated record
AUGACGCGCAGCAAGCAGCAGCAGCAGCAGCAGCAGCAGCAGCAAGUGCUGCUGGGAAGCGCCCCGCAUGACGCGUUGGUGCUGCACUCAGGCGAAGCAGACUCCCUGGCGGAGUUGCUGCUGGAGCCGCAGCAGCAGCAGCAGAACAGCAGCAGCAACAGCAGCAGCAGCAGCAGCCGCAGCGUGUGCUGCGCUUUGUUUCUGUACGCAGACAGCCACGUUUGUGGUGAUGCUGAUUCCUCUCCUCGUUUGCUGCUGUCUUAUUCAGAUGGCUUGCUGCAGCUGCUGCAGCGGCGGCAGCCAUCUGUUGCAGCAGCAGCAGCAGCAGCAGCUUGGUGGGGCAACAGCAGCAGCAGCAGCAGCAGCAGCAGCAGCAAGAGCUGGGGUGGAGUUACACCCGAAGCAGAGUGGGUGGAGGCCUGGCGCGACUGGCUCUCCCCCCCCCUUGAGGAUCUCUUUGUGCUGCCGCCCCCCAGCAGCAGCAGCAGCAGCAGCAGCAGCAGCAGCAGCAGCAGCAGUUGGGGUGUAUGUGCACCUCUUGUAUGCGGCAGCAGCAAAGCUGGUGUGACUGUGUUCUCUCCCCUCAGCACGGGGUGUAUAUACACCCCACCCUCUUGCUGCUGCUAUUCUGCUGCUAGUCUUUUUGGCUGUUUUCAUUUUCUUUUGGGGCAUCGAGAGGUUGCUGCUGCUGCUGCUGCUCCCACAUUCAGCAGCAGCAGCAGCAGCAGCAGCAGCAGCAGCAGAUGUGUUGCUGUGCUAAGCAGGAAGGGGCUGCUGGUGCUGCAGCAGCUGCAGCUACGCCAUGAGGCCGCGUUGCUGCUGGGGGGCCCCCCAGUGUAUCUAUCUUCUGCUGCUGAAUAUAAUCUUGCUGCUGCUGCUGCAGCAACAGCAGCAGCAGCAGCAGCAGCAGCAGCAAUUCGAAGGGGAACUCAUGUCUCACUCCAGCGCUGUGAAGGCCUACGCUGUUUGCUGCUGGGGAUAGAGGGGUGCAGCAGCAUUUAUUUAAUUGGUUUUGCUGCUGCUGCUGCUGAUGACAGCAGCAGCAGCAGCAGCAGCAGCAACCUGCUGCUGCAUCUGCAACACAUCCUUACCAGCAGCAGCAGCAGCAGCAGCAGCUGCAGCAGCAGCAGCUGCAGCAGCAGCAGCAGCAGCUGGUUGGUUUUUGUAUUGCGUGGCAGCUGCCUCGAACCAUCCGCACUGCCCCUGCUCCAACAGCAGCAGCAACAACAGCAGCAGCAACAGCAGCAGCAGCAGCAGCAGCAGCAGCUGUUUGGUGGGGUUAAUCUAUGGAGAAGCAGCGCAGCACUUAAGUAUCGGCUGAGGCCCCCAGUGAGUGGCUGGCGGGCAACAGGCUUAGCUUUCUUACACAGCAGCAGCAGCAGCAGCUGCUGCUGCAGCAGCAGCAGCAGCAGCAGCAGCAGCAGCAGCAGCAGGGGCAGCAGGAGGCCUUUGUUGAUGGCAGUUCGUUGGGGUCUUCCUUGUGCAGCAGCAGAUAUACAAACAAAAAAACAAAAAAACUUUUUCUCUGUUGCUGUUUCUGUUUAUACUCUUGCUGCUGUGGGGGCCCCCCCUUUGCUGCUGUGGGGGCCCUCCUCAGUACCCUCUCUUAGAGGUUGCUUCUUACAAAACCAGCAGCAGCUGCUGCAGCAGCAGCAGCAGCUGCUGCUCCUGCAGCAGCAGCAGCAGCAGCAACUGCUCCAAGCCGCACGCCUAUACCCCACCACAGACACAGCAGCAGCAGCAGCAGCUGCUGCUGCUGCUGGUGCAGCACGGGCUGACUCGCUGCUGCUGCAGCAAAGCAGCAGGUUGCCGGUCCUAGGAAGCAGCAGCAGCAGCAGCAGCAGCAGCAGCAACCUGCUGCUGCCCAGCGCUGCAGCAGGGGCCCCUGGGUGGAGCAGGGGGCCCCUGGAUGCAUCCUUAAGCGGCAGCACCAGCUGGGGUGGCCUGCAGCAGCAGCAGCUGCUGCUGCAGCAGCAGCAGCUGCAGCAGCAGCAGCAGUUGCUGCAGCUAUCCCAGCAGCAGCCAUGGGAUGCAACAACGGGUUUAGCAGCAGCAGCAGCAGCAGCAGCAGCAGUGGCUCGGGAUGCAUCGACGGGGAUACCAGCAUCGCUUGAAAACACCCGCAAGCAGCAGCAGCAGCAGCAGCAGCAGCAGCAGUGGCUCGGGAUGCAUCGACGGGGAUACCAGCAUCGUUUGCUGCUGCAUCAGCAGCAGGAAGAGCAGCUGCGGCAGUGGCAGCGGCGCCGUAUACAGCAGCAGCUGCUGCUGCAGCAGCUGCAGCAGCAGCAGCAACUGCAGCAGCAAGCUGGUGCCUUCUCUCUUGGUGAUAUGGAGCCAGACCUAGAGCUGUUCCCCCCCUACAACUCAGCAGCAGCAACAGCAGCAGCAGCAGCAGCAGCAGCAACAGCAGCAGGGCCUGCAGCAGCAGCAGGACAGCUGCUGGGGGCCCCCUGGGGGCCCCUCCCCUCUUCUUCUUUCCCUUUGAGGCGGCCGCUGCUGCCUGUGCGUCGUCAGGAGCCGUAUCAGCUGCUGCUGCCGCAGCAGCAGCAGCAGCAGCAGCAGGGGGGUCGAUUGGGGCCUGCAGCAGCAGCAGCAGCAGCAAUGUAUGGUCGUGCUGCUGCACCUCUGUGGGCCCCUAUACACCCACUCGAUAGAAUACGCAGCAGCAGAGCUGCCUAUACACCCCAGAGGGGACUGACACCGAUGCAGCAAGACCCCAGCGGGCCGCUGCUGUCUCCUUUCUGA